GGGCCCGACAACUAAAUAACAGUAGAGUUCGGUUCCUGCUCCCGAAACGCCGUCACCAAGAUCUCGCCCCACCACAGGUAUGGUAUGGUAUGACGGAACCUUCAUGUACGCUGGUCGAGAACAUUUCUGCUUCAUUCUAUCUUGUCAUGCACAUCAUCAACGCUGGAUGAGACUGGCUGUCCUUGUUUAAUUGAAACCCGUCAUAUUAUUACACUGUUCGAACAAAUGGCUGAAACGCCUAAAUACCUUACGGGUGAUCCGGCGGGCAUCCAGGAAUUUCUGGAUAAGUUCGAUGUUUUUCUCUUUGACUGCGAUGGCGUCUUAUGGUCAGGAGACAUCCUAUUCGAGGGAACAGUUGAGACCUUGGAGAUGCUGAGGCGGAAAGGAAAGCAAAUUAUCUUCGUUACCAACAAUAGUACCAAGUCCCGCGCGGAUUAUAAAAAGAAACUGGAUGGCCUGGGAAUCCCCGCGGACAUUGAAGAAAUCUUCUCCUCCUCCUACAGCGCCUCAAUCUACAUCUCCCGCAUCCUAUCCCUGCCCCCAAAUAAACAAAAAGUCUUCGUCCUCGGCGAAACCGGCAUCGAGCAAGAACUCAGCGCGGAAAAUGUUCCCUUCAUCGGCGGCACCGACCCCGCUUACAGGCGCGACAUCACGCCUCACGACUUCGGCCAGAUCGCCACCGCUGAACCCUCCCUAAUCGACCCGGAAGUCGGCGUCGUACUCGCCGGCCUCGAUUUCCACAUCAACUAUCUGAAACUGGCGCUGGCGUACCACUACCUACGGCGCGGCGCGGUGUUCCUUGCGACGAAUAUCGAUAGCACGCUGCCCACUGCGGGCUCUUUUUUCCCUGGCGCGGGCACGAUAAGUGCUCCUCUUAUAAGGAUGUUGGGUGGUAAGGAGCCUGUUUCGCUCGGCAAGCCGAGCCAGGCUAUGAUGGAUGCGAUAGAGGGAAAGUUUAAGUUCGAGAGGCAGAAGGCCUGUAUGGUUGGUGAUCGGUUGGAUACGGAUAUUAGGUUUGGGAUUGAGGGUGGGCUGGGGGGUACGUUGGCGGUUUUGACUGGGGUGAAUAGUAAGGAGGAUUUUACGAUGGGGUCGGUGAGACCCACGGCAUAUGUGGAUGGGUUGAAGGAUUUGCUCAAGGCUGUGUAGUGCUGCUGAGGUUUUGCUUAUGUUUGAAGGUAUCAUAGACUUCGACAUUUUGCGGUUUACUAGAUUUGUUCUGAUUAGAGACGGGUCAUGAGAGUGAGAGACCUCAUGUAGUAUUUUCAUGAUACUCCAUAUAGACCAGCGAUAGAUGAAAGAAUAUAAUUUCUGGACACUUAUUCCUUGUAAAUCUAUCUUCAUCGAAGGAGACUACUUCCUUCAAUUCAAUGCUCCUCUCGGUCCGUCUAUUAUACAUUUCUAGUUAUGAUACAUUGGUCCAUGCAAGGGAAAUGGCUAAAUAUCGCUUUGGAAAUGCCUAUCCUAUACUAUAUACAUGCAUUAUGAUUGGGAAUAAAACGGCCUUCUCAGGGUCCAUCAUACUUCAUCAUAUAAAGUUUCAGAUUCCAGAGCCAAG
Molecule: messenger RNA, 1558 nt
Organism: Blastomyces dermatitidis ER-3
Lineage: Eukaryota; Fungi; Ascomycota; Eurotiomycetes; Onygenales; Ajellomycetaceae
Product: 4-nitrophenyl phosphatase
Exons: 5
Coding region: 226-1149 (307 amino acids)
Molecular function (GO): phosphoglycolate phosphatase activity; alkaline phosphatase activity
Source: RefSeq, a predicted model, not a curated record